This is a messenger RNA of Lithohypha guttulata, 1848 nucleotides long. RefSeq lists its product as uncharacterized. The coding region runs from base 1 to 1848 and encodes 615 amino acids. The transcript has a single exon. The record is from RefSeq and is a predicted model, not a curated record. NCBI's taxonomy places the organism in Eukaryota, Fungi, Ascomycota, Eurotiomycetes, Chaetothyriales, Trichomeriaceae.
AUGAAUACUCCUAUUGUUGAGGCACAGUCUCUCUCUAACCUCACCAACCUCUUUGCAAAUCCACCGCAGUACCCUCGAAACCCAACCCAUCAAGUACACGAGCCUUUGGUCUUGUAUAUCGUGAGAGUCCCAGGAAGUAGAGGUCCGCGACGUCUUGAAGAAUUGGUGGUUUCCCUGCUAAUUACCGCAGAUGUCUUCCUAUCACCCAUUAAGCCUCCCACAAAGGUGUCGGUCAGUCUUGAUGCUAUCCAGUCAAGUCUUUACUAUUUCCACGUGAACACGGAGCAAGAUGAGGAAAUUAGAAGGUCAAUUGACCAGCAAGGUAUAUUGGAAGAACCCAUACGACGUUCUGCCCCGAUUGUGAGGAAGCCAGUGCCGUCGUCUCCUCUAGCGAACGAUACCCUACCCUCAAUACCUCUGCGAGAAGGCCAGUAUACAGCCUACAACCCGAGAUUACAGGCAAGCAACGCACCCCAGGGCUAUAGCGAUGAGUACAGGACGAGUCUUCGGGUAGACACAAACACCAAUCAAAACAAGCCAAUUUCCUUCACUACCUCUGUUCACGGCAACAAAUCAGUCGGUGAUUAUGCUUUGUCGCCUACGACACCCGGUUCGAAGACCGAAUGGCCUCCUUGCGGCAUCGAAUCAGGCGACAUUCCAGAAAGCGCUUACGUUAAUUCGUCUGCGUAUGAGUAUGAUCAGUUCACCAAUGGCCAACAGCCUCCGCUACCACCUCGGCCCUUACCACAUCCUCUUUGUAGCAUGGAUGCUGCUCGUGAGAUGAUGCCAGCCUUUUGCCCUGUGACUAUGAUUCGACGAGAUCCUGCUUCGGGCAGUCAAUGGAAUAUUGGUACUAUCAUCUUGUCACAAUCAACCUUCUCUGGUUCUAACGUACGUCCCGUCCACGUUGAGCUCACAACUCCGGGCUAUGGCCGAUUUGCUAAAGGUCAUGGUUUUGAGACACCAAGACCAGGUUCAGCCGGCUCGGAUGCAGCAUCCAUCAAACGAGCUAUAGAGUCAGCCACCAUUUCUUCCACCUCAGCCGCAAGUCCAAAAAUUCCUGGCACCACUUUCAACCGCCUCGUAGAUUUCAGGAAAAUACCUCUAUCCGACCUGAAACGAACGGUCUAUAUGCGAACGAAUUCGUCUGAGUCAGUGAGCAGGAUAGAGCCAACCAAGCCGAGUAUUGACAAGAAUGUGCUUGCCUUCGACUCACCAUGGCAGGGGAUGUGUACGUUCGUCAAUGCAAUCGAUGGCAAAUCACUUAAAAUCAAACAUACCAUUAGCAGCAAUUCCUCUACAGGAGAGGGUGCCACAGUAAACAUUGCAGAGCUCAGGUUCAACUUGGGCUGGUCCAUGUUGAGUAAUGUUAAAGACGCUCGUAUGAGGAGAAAAGAGGCAGAACCUGAUAAACUCCCUAUACCCAAGUUGAUCGAUUCGAGGAAGGAAAACCUGCGCAAAAACCUUCAGCACUUCAAGCAUAAAAGUAGGGAGAGCUUUCAGCGGAUGAGGUCAUCGGACAGUAGAGAUGAUGAGAUGCUGAAAGACAUUUCGAACAUCAAUACACCUACCACCAACAAUCUCAAUUACCACCCCAGCUCACUUUCAGCUGAUAUGAACGCUGAUCACUCAGGGGCACACUCAUCUGAUCAGCGCAGAUUCAGCAAGAUUAACGACGACGAUGAAAACCGUAUCUCAUUAAAGCUUGGUCGAGAACGAGCUGGAGGUGGAUUCCGAGGUCACAGCGCCAAGCUCGGCAAGCUAAUAAUCGAGGACGAGGGAUUGAAGAUGUGUGACCUCGUUGUCGGUGCUGCAAUGGGUAUUUGGUGGCAACAUUACGACGGCUGA